AGGCUGGGGGAGGGGAAUUGGAACCAGACUGCCGUAGGGGGCGGGGUAGUAAAAAGCAAAUAAAUGAAGUGACAAGGCUGUACUUCAGCCCUUCUUUGCCGGCUUUUGCAUCCGCAAACUUCUGAGUCGCGACUUCCAGCACAGGAUGUGGUUCCAUAAGUUGUUGCACCUACAAAGCAGGCUCCAGAAUUUGAUGAACAGAGGAGACAUAGGUCAAGUUCCUCAUCUUUCCAACUUUAAAAGUUUAUUUUCCUUAUCCAUGCAUUGGUGCCAUACAGCUUCCAAGUCUGUGAAUUGUACAUGGCACCAACAUGAAGAUCAUUUGGAACUACAAUAUGCUAGCACUGUGAUGCGCUUUGAUUAUGUCUGGCUUCGAGACCACUGCCGCUCAGCAUCAUGCUAUAAUUCCAAGACUCACCAGAGGAACCUGGAUACUGCCAGUGUGGAUUUAUGUAUCAAGCCAAAGACCAUUCGUCUGGAUGAAACCACACUUUUUUUCACUUGGCCAGAUGGUCAUGUGACUAGAUAUGAUCUGGAUUGGCUGGUAAAAAAUAGCUUCGAAGGGCAGAAACAAAAGGUUAUCCAACCUAGAAUAUUAUGGAAUGCUAAACUCUACCAGCAAGCCCAAGUUCCAUCUGCUGAUUUCCAGAGUUUCUUAGAAACGAAUGAGGGACUGAAGAAGUUUCUGCAGAACUUUCUGCUGUAUGGAAUUGCAUUUGUAGAAAAUGUCCCUCCUACUCAAGAACAUACAGAAAAGUUGGCAGAACGGAUCAGCUUAAUCAGAGAAACCAUCUAUGGAAGGAUGUGGUAUUUCACUUCAGAUUUUUCCAGAGGUGACACUGCAUACACCAAGCUAGCUCUAGAUAGGCAUACUGACACAACCUACUUUCAAGAGCCCUGUGGCAUUCAAGUAUUUCAUUGUCUUAAGCAUGAAGGAACAGGUGGCAGGACACUGUUAGUGGAUGGAUUCUAUGCAGCACAGCAAGUACUUCAGAAAGCACCCGAGGAAUUUGAACUCCUCAGCAAAGUGCCACUGAAGCAUGAAUAUAUUGAAAAUGUUGGAGACUGUCACAACCACAUGAUUGGGGUUGGACCAGUCUUAAAUAUCUACCCAUGGAAUAAAGAGCUGUAUUUGAUCAGGUACAACAACUAUGACCGGGCUGUCAUCAACACUGUGCCUUAUGAUGUUGUCCAUCGUUGGUAUGUAGCACACCGAACCCUAACAACUGAGUUGAGAAGGCCUGAGAAUGAGCUUUGGGUCAAACUGAAGCCUGGAAAGGUACUAUUUAUUGACAACUGGAGAGUCCUUCAUGGAAGGGAAUCAUUCACUGGCUACCGUCAACUCUGUGGCUGCUAUUUAACAAGAGAUGAUGUAUUGAAUACUGCUCGUCUCUUGGGGCUUCAUGCUUAAAAUUG
Acomys russatus (golden spiny mouse) is the source of this 1416-nucleotide messenger RNA. RefSeq names its product trimethyllysine hydroxylase, epsilon (gene Tmlhe). Gene Ontology annotation, biological process: carnitine biosynthetic process. Gene Ontology annotation, molecular function: iron ion binding; trimethyllysine dioxygenase activity. Gene Ontology annotation, cellular component: mitochondrion. NCBI's taxonomy places the organism in Eukaryota, Metazoa, Chordata, Mammalia, Rodentia, Muridae. The transcript is spliced from 8 exons. The record is from RefSeq and is a predicted model, not a curated record. Bases 146 to 1411 code for a protein of 421 amino acids.